Molecule: messenger RNA, 1223 nt
Organism: Drosophila subpulchrella
Lineage: Eukaryota; Metazoa; Arthropoda; Insecta; Diptera; Drosophilidae
Product: proteoglycan 4
Exons: 2
Coding region: 25-1116 (363 amino acids)
Source: RefSeq, a predicted model, not a curated record
UCGGCGCGAAUUUGCCGAAGAGAAAUGAAUGGAACGCGUAGACCUAAGUCGCUGAAGACGGUUCGCUUGGCCGACGUGUUGUACGACGAGCAUAAACGCAUGCUGACACUCUGCCGCAGCUGCGAACGCCAUUUUAUAACGUUCCAAGCGUUCUACAGCCAUAUAACCGACUGUUCGGGACUAAAACAUAUAGUGGCCCCAACCGAACCGCUUUCAUACGAUGACGCCAAGCGGGAAACGAGGCUGGUAAAUGGCCGCCAGGAGCUCCACAUCUACGAUCUUGAGGCGGUGAAGAGUUCGAACGACAGUGCCAUCGACUGGGAGGCAGAGCUGGAGGAUCCGCGCUGGUACACCGACUCCAAGCCCACUGUACAAGCCCAGUCCAAAACCAAAUCCAAGGAAAAUAUUGUCAAGGAGUACUUGGUUGAGCUGACCGAAGAGCCGCCUGAACCGGAAACGGUGCCCAUGAAACGCCAGCGUUGCCAAAGCGCUCCUCGCCGCCCCAUUCUGACCGCCCAGCAGCAGCGAAGGUCACGAACCAGCCUGCCUUCUAACCAACCGCCCACAGCGAAGGCGAAAAAGGACACUAUCCUGGUGCCCAAUGUGCUGGAGGAUCUGAGGCGUCUGGAGGGCUUGCCAGCAGCUCCGAAUAAAUCUCGUUUACCAGCUGAUAGGCCAUCGCAGUUACCGCCUAAGGCUACAUCUCAAAAACCUCCUCAAGCGAUAUCUCAAAAAGCUCCUCAAGCAACAUCUCAAAAACCUCCUCAAGAGACAUCUCAAAAACCUCAUCAAGGGACUUCUCAACAAACUCCUACAGCGACAUCGCAAAAACCUCCUCCCAGGACAUUCCAAAGGGCUGCACCUCCGAUGCCAGCUGACCCUGUUCCUGCCACAACAGUCAAAAUAACACCUCCCCUGCAGAACCCACCCAUUGAUGGGACACAAAAAAUUCUUAACAAACUAAGAGCCUGCGGCGUGGAGGUGAAACGGGGAAAUACGCGUCUCAAUGUCACUACGCCAAUCGAACCUGAUCCAACCAAAAACCAAGCAACCCUGGACAUUAUGCGGAAGCUACAGUCGAAGGGUAUAAGAUGCACCAAAGUCAAAAAACCGUAGGGCUGAUAGUUGUAAUUAUAUAGUAUAUAUAGUUGUAAUUAUAUUAUAUAAUUUUACAAUUAAAUGUGCCUCUGGAGGCAAGAUAUUGACAAUUUAACUUUAUUUAA